This is a messenger RNA of Colletotrichum lupini, 498 nucleotides long. RefSeq lists its product as uncharacterized. The coding region runs from base 1 to 498 and encodes 165 amino acids. The transcript is spliced from 4 exons. The record is from RefSeq and is a predicted model, not a curated record. Lineage: Eukaryota; Fungi; Ascomycota; Sordariomycetes; Glomerellales; Glomerellaceae.
AUGUCUUUCCGUCUCUUCUUCCUCACCCUCUCUCCCGCUGUAUCUCUCUUUCUCAGACACAUACUGACAGACAACCCCCCGGUCAACGUGCUUCUCGCGCCAGAGCCAGUGGCUGGGCGGUGGGAAGGAUUGCAGCAAGCAGUAACAGCUACUGCAAGAAGCAGGGCAAGCCGCAAAUCCGCACCCGCCGUCUUGCAGAUUUCUGAUAAGGGUCCCCCCUCGCCGAGUGCGCGUGUCACCCGUGUCACCGUGUCUCCGGAGCUUCUCACAGGCUCGAUAAGGCGGAACCAUGGGAACGCCAAUCAUGACUGGCGGGGCCGCCGCCAUGGCUUGUCAAGCCCAAACAAGGCGGCGAGCGUGCUGCCAGCGUCUGGGACCAACGGACGGGGUUCUUGGCUCGGCCGGAGAACCAAAGGGGGUGGUGGGGUGCCCAGCCUGGUGGAGGGGUCCUUCCUCUUCUCAGGCUCCUCCCAUCCCCCCCUGGUAGUGGUAGCGUAG